Molecule: messenger RNA, 1347 nt
Organism: Colletotrichum karsti
Lineage: Eukaryota; Fungi; Ascomycota; Sordariomycetes; Glomerellales; Glomerellaceae
Exons: 1
Coding region: 1-1347 (448 amino acids)
Source: RefSeq, a predicted model, not a curated record
AUGCGCCGAUUAUUAGACACACUUCGAGGACGGAAGCAGCGACGCAAUGACCAGGAAACCGACGUCUCUCAGCGACCACCACCAUCUCUACCUUUUCUUCCUGCUCAACGGUCGCGGCCUAUCACGCCCACCACAAUAAGUGCCGACAACGACGUCGCUGCGCUUGGAAACUUCGCCCGCCUAUCACCGGAGCUGCGCCGGCGCGUUCUCAUCGCCGCCUUCGGCGAGCGCACGCUCCAUGUGGACCUCCGGCUCGCCCCACGCGGUCAAAGGGUGAACAUGUCCGAGUUCUCCUCGGCCCCAUACGAGCACGGCCGAGGCACGGCGCCUCUCAGCUAUUGUCGCACCGUCAUCCCCAUUGAGACGACAACGACAACGACACGUGUGAAGACUGCCAAGUCUACGGGUUCGAAGGCCAAGACGGGGCCGGAGUGGGAGUGGGAGUGGCGCUGGUACGGCUGCGUAUGCCACCGCCUUCUUCCCCGCGGGUCGGCGAUAGAGCGCCGUUUCAUAGCUCGCGGCACUUCUCCGUAUAUGUGGCCGCAUCGCGAAGCCUGCCUCCGUGGAGAGGCUAUGAUGUGCCAGCUUUGGUCAUCAGGGCCCGAUAUCAACGGUACGCAGGCCCCGGAGACCGGGUGCGACGCUUCCGUUGGCGCCAUGGGCUGGCUUCGCGCGUGCCGACAAGCCUACGUCGAGGGUGCCGAAGUGCUCUACGCGACCAACACGUUUGUUCUCGAGAGCUGGGACCUUAUAAACGCCUUCUUCAAUCCUACUCCUGGCACCGACCGGCACCUGCUCCUCCCACACCAUUUGGCUAUGAUACGGUCGCUCGAGCUGCGAUGGGAUGUGGUUCUCUUUGGGGACACGGCGCUGCCGCCCCUUUCACACCCUAGCGAGAAGGACAAGAUGCGAUGUCUCCCAAACCUGACUCGUCUGAUGGUCACGUUCCCAAAACUGCGCUCCCUCGUCAUCUCCUUCUCGGACCGUCUGUACAACUACCCGAGCGUGCGUCCGGCCGCUCGCCUGCCUGAGAUCGAGCGUUUGCUUCUACAACCGCUUGCGCUCACCUUCAGGCACCUUGCGCCGCAGCAGGAGAAGCCUGCUGUGGUCGAGCUACCGUCCAACGUGUUCGACGACCUGAAAGGUCUGGGCCUCGAGGAAGAACAGCGUGGAGAGGAAUGGGGUGACGGCAAGGGCAGUUGGCUUCGGUAUCCCAUCGACGACUCGGUCUACUUCUACAUCAAGCAAGGCGACGAAAGCGACCUCUACUGGGACCAUGACGGCAAUCCGCGGUGGGUGUCUAGCGCCGUCAACCACACGGAUCCUCGUCUCACUCACGUUAUGUGA